GCCACAUGCGCCUUAAAGCGGAAUAUCUGCGCGUGCGCGAUAUCCACGUGCCUCUUCACCAUGGUAACGGUGUGUUGAUAGUCUUCAGUCAGUGGCAUGAUGAGACUUAAACGGCUGCACAUACGAUAUUACCCACCAGGGUUAUUCCUGGAUUAUGAGAAAGGGGGACAGUUAAGAACGAAAUCCAUCGAUCUGUUAAAUUUGACUCCAGAGACUGACGUAAAUGAGUUACUAUCAGACAUUAGAGCUGCCGAGCCUCUUAUCACUUCAUCAUGUGUCGAGCAGGUGAAAAUCCUUAUUCAAAAACUACAGGACAAAAUCGGCCAAAAGGAUGACCGCAAGUUCUACCUUUUCAGAGCACUUCAGGCUCACAUCUUACCCCUGACGAAUGUAGCCUUCAAUAAAUCAGGAUCGUGUUUUAUAACCGGAAGCUAUGAUAGGACAUGUAAAAUAUGGGACACGGCAUCUGGAGAAGAACUGCACACUUUGGAGGGUCACAAGAACGUUGUAUAUGCCAUCGCAUUCAACAAUCCUUACGGAGACAAGGUUGCCACUGGCUCUUUUGACAAGACCUGCAAAUUGUGGAGUGCUGAAACAGGAAAGUGCUUCUACACAUUUAGAGGGCACGUGGCUGAAAUCGUAUGCUUGGCCUUUAACCCUCAGAGUACCCUGGUUGCUACAGGCAGCAUGGACACCACAGCCAAAUUAUGGAAUGUUGAAAGUGGUGAAGAAGCGUCCACAUUGGCAGGUCAUUUUGCUGAGGUUAUCUCUCUGUCCUUUAACACAACGGGCGAUCAGUUGGUCACAGGAUCUUUUGACCACACAGCCAUUCUGUGGGAUGUUCCCUCUGGCAGGAAGGUUUAUGUUCUUGCAGGUCAUCGUGGAGAGAUCAGCUGUGUACAGUUUAACUGGGAUUGUUCCCUCAUUGUCACCGCCUCUCUGGACAAAACCUGCAAGGUAUGGGAUGUGGACAGUGGUCAGUGUCUAUCAACUUUGUUAGGUCAUAAUGAUGAGAUAUUGGAUGUGUGCUUUAACUUCACUGGACAGUUGAUAGCAACAGCCUCUGCUGAUGGUACAUCAAGAGUGUAUAAUGCCAAAACAUUUCAAUGUUUAUGUAAAUUAGAGGGCCAUAAAGAAGAGAUAUCCAAGGUUUGUUUUAAUCCGCAGGGGACGCGCGUUUUGACAGCGAGCAUGGAUAAGACCGUACGUUUGUGGUGCGUGAGCACAGGAGCGUGUUUGCAGGUGCUGGAGGGACAUUGUGAUGAGAUCUUCUCAUGUGCUUUCAACUACGAGGGGGACACCAUCAUUACAGGUAGUAAAGAUAACACCUGCAGGAUUUGGCACUGAGAUGCAAUCCAAGGAAGUGUGGGACUAACUCUGCUGUGGAUGUAUUGGAAUAUUACAGUAUUCCUACAGGAUUCACUUUUGAAAUCUAUAGUAAGAUACCACAGUCUUUUUGCAGAAACGUGCAGGAAAAUAUUGACUCGUCCCUCAGUUUGGAAAAACAAUGCAUGUAGAGAAAUGCACUUACAAUGGAAGUUAAUGGAGCAGUCACUGUAUGGUUGCCCCACUGACGUCCAUUUUAACUGCAUGACUAUCAACACAGUUUUGACUGUAGAGUGACUGAAAAUGAUUUUUUCGUAUUUAUCCUUUUAUAUUUUUUUGUGUUCAUUUAACACCCCUCUUUAGCAUACAAGUGCAUUUUUAAAUGGCGCUGGGUC
Messenger RNA from Paramisgurnus dabryanus, 1721 nucleotides. It is a transcript of the gene daw1, whose product is annotated as dynein assembly factor with WDR repeat domains 1. Lineage: Eukaryota; Metazoa; Chordata; Actinopteri; Cypriniformes; Cobitidae. The record is from RefSeq and is a predicted model, not a curated record. Gene Ontology annotation, molecular function: protein binding.